AAAAAUCACCAGCUUUGUAUCAAUGAUCGGAUACAAUUUGGCGAGGUUCAGUUUUAUUUCCAGAUGAACUUCGAUGGAAUUGUCAAGACUCUCGCUCUCAUAUCCCUAUAUUCAACACCUGAUUACGAGCUUCUAUUAGAGUCUUACAAUACUUUAUACUCAUGCACACAUCAAGGCAAUGAAUCACUCAUGGUUGUUGAGGUCUUCACAAUUCAAGCUGUCAUCGCAAUGUUCCCCCAUAAGCUCCCUGAUAACCCAGAACUUUGUUUCUUCCUUGUUGAAAAACCUGGUCUUGAUGUUGCUCAAUUUGCAGGUCAUGUUGAUGAAGACGACGAGGACAGAGAUGGAGACAGAGAUGAGGAUGAGUUAUAA
Molecule: messenger RNA, 372 nt
Organism: Suillus fuscotomentosus
Lineage: Eukaryota; Fungi; Basidiomycota; Agaricomycetes; Boletales; Suillaceae
Exons: 1
Source: RefSeq, a predicted model, not a curated record